This is a messenger RNA of Drosophila serrata, 3096 nucleotides long. RefSeq names its product Mov10 RISC complex RNA helicase (gene Mov10). Gene Ontology annotation, molecular function: 5'-3' RNA helicase activity; ATP hydrolysis activity; RNA binding. Gene Ontology annotation, biological process: regulatory ncRNA-mediated post-transcriptional gene silencing. Gene Ontology annotation, cellular component: P granule; cytosol. Lineage: Eukaryota; Metazoa; Arthropoda; Insecta; Diptera; Drosophilidae. The record is from RefSeq and is a predicted model, not a curated record.
AAGAAAACACUGUGGCUCCCAAGUACGUUUUUAAAAGUUCUUAAAAGUAAGGGAUUUUAUAGUACAUUUAUGGCAUAUAAUUCGGCAAAUCCGUAAUUCCGCGAAUCUCCAUCGACGCCAUUUUUCGUUCGCCAAAAGCGCGUCUCUUCCACUUCAGUUUCAACUUUCAGAAUAUUGUGUUAGUUUCUCGUUUUAGCCGAUCCAAAAAAAAAAAAAAAAAAUGCAUACCAACGUGAAUUUGGAGCUGUUAGAUCAACAGCUGUCGCAAAUCGCUUACAACGCCGAUCUACAUAAGAAAACCAUGUUUCUAUUGGACGAAGCAAAGUCUGAGACUGACGAGGGCCGAGUCAAGCCGGUUGACCCGUUGGCCAAGAAAAAGCUACUCCUAACGCUGAUGCACAGUCUGCCACCCUUUCCGCCAAACUUAGAAAUGCUGAAGGGCCUCGCCUCUGAAUUCUCAGAUUCCGAUUUGAUUUCCAAGAAUCCUAUUUUCGCGGAAUAUCUUUGCACGCGGAGCCUGGAGUUCUACAACGUGUGCUCUGUGAUGCGGACACUGCUAACCAUCGAAGACCUCUCCACCAUGCAGCUGUAUGCCCGGCUGAUUCAAAAGGAUGUGGCCGUGCACCGGGUUUCCAAAUACAGGUUCCAAGUAGCCCUUUCAAACACGGCAAUCAAUGCCGAGGACGUAGUCUCACCCCAUAUGGAUGAGGUAGUGCUGGUGCCCAAGUCCAGCCUAGCAGCUUCUCCGUUGCCCAAUCAAUCGAUACUGUCCCUGCUGCCGCACCCGCACGAAAAUCUGGAUUUGAAAGAUCCGAUGCGCCGUCACGUGGUCUCAGUGGAACAGGUGACACGUAACUGUGUCCACUUCCGUUUCAGCCGCCGUAACUUUCCGGGAAAGAUCUACCUGAUAAGUCAGCGCUUUCAUGUGAUCCUACGCUCCAGCCGCAUACCCUUCCGUUACAUGUACCGUGCUCUCAACUUGCUCCAGGAGAUGCCAGUAAUGCGUCGCUACCUCUAUCCCUUCCCUGGCUGGCUGACCGAAAUGCUGAACAACUCGAUGAUCCACUUUCAAUGUGAAUGCCUGCCCACCUGGAUGCGGGCGCAGCCUGUGACUCAGUACACUCCAACAGAGUCCCUUUCGUUGUUGAACCCGACCAUAUACAACAACGCCGAGCAGUUGCAGGCGGUCCAGAGGAUUGUGGCAGGACCCAAUCCGAAUGGACCUUAUAUUGUAUUCGGACCACCAGGCACUGGCAAAACCACAACCAUUGUGGAGGCCAUUUUACAGCUGCGCCUUCACCAACCGCGAAGCCGCAUUCUUGUUACCGCCGGUUCGAACUCCGCCUGCGACACGAUCGCCCUGAAGCUGUGUGAGUAUAUCCAGACCAAUGCCCGUCUACGUGAACACUUUGCCCAGCAGGAGAAGCCCUCGGCGAAUCACCAGCUGAUCCGUGUUUUCUCGCGUUCCUUCUACCGUAAGGGACUUAAGACUGUGCCGGCGCUCCUCCUUAAAAACUCCAACUGCUCGAAUAAUGGAUAUAAGCACCUUAGAGUUUCACACAUACUCGAAUACGGUAUCGCGGUGGCCACUCUCUGCACCGUGGGACGCUUUCUGUGCGACAAACUCGGUAAGUACAACCACUUUACCCACAUAUUCAUCGACGAAGCCGGUGCUGCCACGGAGCCAGAGACCUUGAUCGGGAUUAUGGGUGUGAAGCAAAGCGUAGACUGUCAUGUCAUCCUAUCCGGAGAUCACAAGCAGUUGGGUGCCGUCAUCAAGAGCAAUCGCGCGGCAUCCCUGGGCUUAAGCCGUUCUUUGAUGGAGCGCCUCCUUCGCUCCGAAUCCUACAAGUUAGAUGACAACGGAAACUACGAUCGCAGUCUGCAGACGCGUCUGCGUCAGAACUACCGAUCCCAUCCGGAGAUCGUGCGCCUAUUCAACCAACUGUACUACAACGGCGAAUAUCCCAAGGCUCCCGCCUCGGAGGUUAACCACGCAGCCAAGUGGAAGCUUCUGCCCAACGGGGCCUUUCCGAUCAUCUUCCAAGCCACUCACGGAGUGACCAAGCGGGAAGAGCACUCAACAAGCUCGUACAAUCAGCUGGAGGCUCAGGUUGUCUGCUGGUAUGUGAAACGUCUACUUAACGAGGGCCUGGGCAAGGGAAAGCUGGUUAGCCAGGAGGAUAUAGGAAUAGUUGCUCCAUACACGGGUCAGGGUAAAUUGAUAACCCGACUGCUGUUGGCCCAGGGACACGCAAACGUGGAGGUGGGCAGCGUGGAGACCUAUCAGGGCCGCGAGAAGCCCAUCAUUAUCGCCAGCCUGGUGCGCUCCUUUGCCAACAUGGGAUUCAUGCGAAAUCCUCGCAGGGUUAAUGUCCUCCUAUCCCGAGCCAAAUCGUUGCUGAUACUAGUUGGCAAUCCGGUCACCCUGCGCCACCACAAGGACUUUAAAUUGAUCAUCAAGGAGUGUAAGCAUCAGGGCACAUAUCUCUUUAAAAGAAAGGAUUCCGGGCAGCAGCCACAAUUCUUGCCAAACAUGGAGGAGGAGGAAUCAUCCGACGAGGAGACAAACAGUGAACUGGACACUUGGGACGAGCGCACACCAUGGUUUGCCAAGAUGCCGCUGGACAUUAGUGUGCGGGUGGACACAAUGGAAGAUCUGAUGACCGAUGACGAAAUCGGCUCCGAAGAAGCCUCAGGCACUACAGAUUCUUCCAGAAUCAGCUCCGCCAGUCUACAGGCUCGCAUGGAUGUCAAUACGCAAGAACUGGAAUGUAAAAUUGCUCAGUUAUCCAUGACAAUGAGACAUCCAGUGUGAGUUGGAGAUAAAGUUUAAUCCAAGACGUAUGUAACUAGUGAGUAAGGACAGGUCUCGGGGGGCUGGGAUAUACCUCUAGAAGAGUACCAAAAGUUAAUUUUCAAUGUUGCUGAAGCAAGCAGUAAACACCUCCAUCGCUAUCUGUAGAACAGGCAAACAUGAGUUUCUUGCACAUUUUUUUUUUUAUAUUCAUGUAGUAAAAUAUCAUUUACAAAUAUGUUUGAUGAAAUAUUCCACAUUAUCGAGCUGUGAACGAAAGAGAAAGAGAAAGAUAUUCG